This is a messenger RNA of Knipowitschia caucasica, 297 nucleotides long. The record is from the annotation of a GenBank genome assembly. Lineage: Eukaryota; Metazoa; Chordata; Actinopteri; Gobiiformes; Gobiidae.
AUGUUGGCCAGCAGCCACAGAUGCAGGGGCCACGCAGGGUCAGCGUCUGGCCCCUUUGGUAGCACAGAACUCCGAGGAGGUCAUUACGGGGUGAUCCAAUUCCCUCUGUUUGGGGCGUUAGGAGAUUGUGUGGUCACCUUUGCAGGGCUGCUCUGCACACAGUGUCAAGAUCUCACUGGGUGUGCAGCAGCCGCACGCUCCAUUGUAAGGCGUCCCUCGGGCCUGGCUCCCCCCCUCACCGCCGCGGCCACCACUGCCUCUCCCCUGUCGUCUCUCAAACUGCAAUUUAGCCACUGA